Messenger RNA from Seminavis robusta, 1595 nucleotides. Lineage: Eukaryota; Bacillariophyta; Bacillariophyceae; Naviculales; Naviculaceae. The record is from the annotation of a GenBank genome assembly.
GACGUGCUUUGAUCGCUCACCACGAACCUUUCCGAUCUCAUGCAACCAUCCACUUUUUCGCGUGGAGGCAAAACUGAAAACUGGUCUAUCGAACGCCUCAGAGCCAUUUAUAUUUGUUCUCUCUUUCGGUUGUGUUGUUGGUCUGUACAGCAGUUGUUUGCUCCGCUCUGAAGACACGAUAAUGAACUAUUUGAGGUUUGGCCGCAACGGCCGCUUCGUUAUCCUCUUGCUACUGUUAGUUUUGACACUGUCGGCAGGUCAGGAAGCUGAUACCGAGACAAACGGCGACAGCAACAAUGAAGGAGAUGAAUCUACACCCCAAACUAAUGAAACUCCAGCAGAAAAGGCACCCAAAGUGGAAGAUGAAGAACCAGCAUUUCUGGCUGCAGACCCCGACAAGUGGGGGCCUUACUAUGAUCCUCAAUCAGAGUUUUGCGGCAUGCAUGACUGUUACAGCAUUUUGGGGUUUGACUACGAAUCAGGAAGUCCCAAUUCCAAGGAUAUCACGAGGCACUACCGAAGACUCAGUCGAAAAUGGCACCCAGAUAAGAGCAAGCACCCCAAUGCAAAAGAACGCUUUGUUAAAAUUGCCCGAGCUUACGAAGUUCUCACCAACUUUGAAAAGCGCAGAGAGUACGAUUAUAUGAGAUACAACCAGGAGGCCUACUACCAAAAGUAUGGAACCUCAGUUCUCUGGACUUAUGCACCCAAAUCCGAUGUGACCGCGAUUAUCUUGGUUCUCCUCGUUGUUGCCAACCUUUUCUCUUGGUUUGCACAAAAGACCAAAUGGCAAAAUGUAGCAGAUAGGUUGGUAAAGGCUGCAGCGGAAGAGUGGAGUGCUAGCCAGGGAGGAACACCUGAGAGCAAAGAACUCCGUGAACAUGCAUUGGCAGUCUUGGCGGAACGUGAGAAAGAGGAAAAUGGAGAAGAAACCACCAAUGGCGACGAUAAGGCAUCAGCAUCGCCAGCAGCAUCCAAAAAGAAAGCAAAGACCAAGAAAGUAUCAGGAAAAGAAAAGAAGAAACAAGAGCUGGAAGCUUUGAUGCCAAUUCUCAAAGAGCUCGUAGAGGAAAUGGAGGAUUUUGGCGGCGGAUUCCACAAACCAACCUGGAAGGACUUGAUGAUUGUCAGUCUUGCAAAGCUUCCAUACAGAAUCGCCGUUGGAACGUUCUGGGAGGCAAAGUAUUAUGCGAACCGGCUGCAAGGGAAGGAGCUUAGUGACGAGGAGAAAGAUGUCCUGACUGAGCGAGCUGUGGGCCCUGUGGCUUGGGAUAUCGCGUCGGACGAAACUAGGGAGUUAAUGAUCAAACGGGAACUUUGGAUCAUGAACAAUCUGAUUGAAUGGAAAGAGGAACAAGAAAUCAAAAAUCUGAGCGCCUGGGAACAAAAAGCAAUCAAAAAGGCUCAAAAGGCAGAGAAGAAGAAAGCCAAGCUGUCGUGAAGUGGUUUCCCAACCUUUGUCUUUUUCAGCCGGAGCCCCAAUUGUUCACAGAAUCCGAAUGAUUCAAUUCAAUCCAAUCCGUUCCUAUACUGACGUACAUAAUAAGCAUCGAUAGAGUUUCAUAUCAGCUACUAGAAAUGAUUUGUCAUUGUGG